UAGUCGUGUUAUCCAAAAUGGCGGCCCCCUUGGAAGCUUGUGACAACGUGAUAACGCAUUGAAAUGCCCAACUCUUGGUUUUCUUGUAUAAUCGACUUUAAUAUCACAUACUUCUGAAGCUCCACGUUUAAUUAGUAUAUUCACCGGCUGUGCCUUGGAUUUUAAAGAAAUGGCUUCGUUUAAACCUACAAAAAUUCCUGUCUAUCCAAAACUUGGAGAAAAAGUCACACAGGAUACACUAUAUUGGAAAAACUACAAGGCUCCAGUCCAGAUAAAGGAAUUUGGAUCUGUCACUAAUAUUGACUACUCCCCUGUCGCCCCACAUAACUUUGCUGUCACGGCAUUCACACGGAUCCACAUUUAUAACCCGUUGUCCCAAGAACCAGUGAAGGCAUUCACAAGGUUUAAGGACACCGCAUACUGUGGAAGAUUCCGUUCAGAUGGUCAGCUGCUCGUUGCGGGAUGUGAAGACUCAGUUGUGAGGCUAUUCGAUGUCAGCGGCAGGGUACCCCUCAGGAUGUUCAGAGGACACACAAAAGCUGUACACGUGACGGACUUCACUGCAAACCAGUACCAGAUCCUCACGGGAUCUGACGACAACACCUGUCGGCUUUGGGACAUCCCAAAUGGGGUUGAGCUCAACAGCUACAAAGAACACACAGAUUACGUUCGCUGUGGUGUCACAAGUAAACUCAGCAGAGAUCUCUUCAUUACAGGCUCAUACGAUCACACUCUCAAAUUGUUUGAUGCCAGGGUGGAAAAGUCUGUAAUGACUAUGGACCACGGCCAGCCAGUAGAAAGUCUACUUCUUUACCCUUCUGAGGGACUCCUUGUCUCAGCAGGGGGGCGCUAUGUCAAAGUGUGGGAUCUUCUCAAAGGUGGUCAGCCUCUGGUGUCAUUGCGAAACCAUCACAAAACUGUCACCUGUGUGUGUCUGAGCAGCAGUGGCCAAAGGCUACUGUCAGCCUCUUUGGACAGGCACGUGAAGGUGUACAAUACCAGCAACUACAAAGUGGUGCACAACUUUGACUAUGCUACCUCCAUCCUCAGUAUGGCUUUAGCUCCAGAGGAUGAGACUAUUGUUGUGGGUAUGACCAGCGGUAUUCUGAGCAUCAAGCAUAGGAAAAACCCUGAAGAGUCAAAUAAGGUUUCAGGUCAACAGAGGCGGCGACCAUCAUACCGUGUGUUUGUGAAAGGAAAGAACUAUGCCCCUAAACAAGAUGAUUAUCUUGUCAGUAAACCUGUGAGACAACAUCUGGAAAAAUAUGACAAACUGCUAAGGAAGUUCAAUGUUUCCAAGGCUUUGGAUAAAGCUACGGAGUCAUGGACCAGAUUAAAGAAACCGGAAAUAACUGUUGCUGUUAUGAAGGAGUUGGAUCGGAGAGGAACACUGAAAAACGCUUUAGCCGGAAGGAAUGAACAGGAAGUUUCUCUGUUACUCAGCUUUUUGAUAGGGAACUUGGUUGACCCCAGGUUUGCGCCUGUCCUCGUCAUAGCAGCCGAUAUGAUGCUGGACAUUUACCAGUCAGUUGUCGGCCAGUCGCCCAUUGUGGAUCGCCAGCUUUUGCGCCUUCAAGAUCUACUGGGGAAGGAAAUUGAUUUCCAGCAAGAACUCCUGGAGGUGCUCGGUAUGUUGGACACAGUGUUUGCUUCACGCAUUCCAAGAAAGGCGGCGCCAUGCUUGGAAAACCGAAGACCUAACGGCUUGGCCGAGGGAGAAGGUAGUAGUGCCUCAAGACCUCACCGACAGGAAACCUGAAGCCUCUACUCCACUAAAAGGUCUCUAUGAAAACAGACUAAACAUGCGCCACACGAUGGACAACAUGUCUUGGCUCCAUGGAAUGAAAACAUUUUGGCGAAUGUUUCAGGGGAGACUGAUGCUUCAACAGCACAUGGCAUAAAAGGAUUCUGUAAAACAAGAUCAAUAUGUUUUUAUUGAAAGUCUUUUUAAUUAUACAAUAUUUUUCAGUUGUAAA
Molecule: messenger RNA, 1976 nt
Organism: Entelurus aequoreus (snake pipefish)
Lineage: Eukaryota; Metazoa; Chordata; Actinopteri; Syngnathiformes; Syngnathidae
Gene: utp15
Product: UTP15 small subunit processome component
Exons: 12
Coding region: 170-1759 (529 amino acids)
Biological process (GO): positive regulation of transcription by RNA polymerase I; rRNA processing
Cellular component (GO): nucleolus
Molecular function (GO): protein binding
Source: RefSeq, a predicted model, not a curated record